AUGACUCCUGUUGGACCAGUUUGUGCUUCAUGUAAACAAUUGGGUCACAGCAGGAGAUCAAAUUUAUCCUUCCCUUUGAACCCAAGAAACAAAACUCUCUUGAUCUCCCAAAAGAGAACCAGCGAUAAUCUCUCUACCCAAGAAGAAUAUCAGACUGAGAGUAGUAGAGCUGGUGCUUUGAGACCAAAGGUGGAAACUGUUCAGAAUCAUGUGGUUCUUACCAUAGCAGAAAUAAUUGCUCUCUUCCGUGCUGACCAAUAUUCUGCAGAGAAUCUAACUGCUGCUUUUGAGAGAGUCUUGAAUUUGACAACCACCACUGCCAUUACCACUGUCACUGUUAUUCCCCACUGUUCCAGCUGUAAUGCAAUUGGCCACCUAUGGAGUAACAGCUUGCAGUGUCCUUACAACAGAUGGCACCACACUUUUGUUCCUGGCCAGUUAGCUGUCACUCAUAACAUGGCCUGGCGUACCACCACCUCAUUACCUCCAACUGACAACAGAGGUGCCAUGAAUAUUCAUGAGAAAAACUACACAUUCAAGGCAAACAACAUCAAGUUCUCUAUGUGCUGCAGACUCGGGACUGUCAUUCUUCCUCCCUUUGAACCCACCCCUCCUGGAAUUGCAGAACUUUUGGAGAACAUUGAUCAGUCUGUUGCCAACAAUAUCGGUGGUGUAUACAACUUCCAGAUCCAUGGGACCAUCUGCCACAAGAUUGGGUCAGUCUUUCCAACGACCCAGACUCAGAUGGAUCAGCCCAAGUUUGCCCAGGUUUAUAUAUUUGACCCAGCCUCUCAGGUCGACCAUAGACAUUGCAAUGCCCCGGAAUUAGACAGGGAAGUGGCAGUGUUGAUGAGUGAUACUGAGCAUAAUGAGGCAAGAGACAUCAUUCUGCAUACCCAGACAAACUAUCUCCACAAGAUCAAUGAGUAUCACCGCAACUAUGAUGCUUUGCAGUAUGUCCUACUCUUCUCUUCUGGUGAUUUUGGCUGGACCGUCGAUAGAUAUACUCCAACAGGGUCAAAGAUCUCCACCAUGGACUGCCGUCUUGAAUAUUAUGUUCUGAACCAAAAAAAGAUGCGUGCAGAACUUUACAGUGAUAUCCAGAAUGCAGUCCACCUCAAUGACAAUGAUAUGGCAAAUCUUGGUCAGCGAGUGAUUCUUCCUUCCUCCUUCCUUGGCAGCCCACAAUGUAUGCAUGAAUUUUACCAAGAUGCUAUGGACAUUGUGCGCCACUUUGGCAAGCCAGAUCUCUUUGUGACCUUUACCUGCAAUCCCACUUGGCCAGAAAUCACAAAUUCUCUGUUGGGUGGACAGAGUGCCAGUGAUCACUGCAAAAGGAGGGCCAAUUCAGUAUACUAA
Phycomyces blakesleeanus NRRL 1555(-) is the source of this 1359-nucleotide messenger RNA. RefSeq lists its product as hypothetical. The record is from RefSeq and is a predicted model, not a curated record. Lineage: Eukaryota; Fungi; Mucoromycota; Mucoromycetes; Mucorales; Phycomycetaceae. The coding region runs from base 1 to 1359 and encodes 452 amino acids. The transcript has 7 exons.